CUUUGUUUACAGUCCCUAGUGUGGUGAUUUGCAUCCCCCUCUCUGGGUUGCUGUUGGCCGAGGCGGGCAGCUGUCUCAGUCGGAUUCUGGCUGGGAAAGAGGAGAUUCUUGUCCUGUCAUUUUAUUGACAGACGUGCUAUUACAGGCUCUUUUCGCAGAAGUUGACCGAAGAAGCUCAAGCGCUGCUGAUUCUUCCCUCCCAAGUUCGGUGGCUCCCCUGAUAAUGGAUUGCUUUUCUCGGAGCUUCCACCCUGGAGAGAACCCCCAGGUCUAGUCUGUGAACCCAGCUAGGAAACAUCACUAGUAAAAAUGACUGAAGAGCCCAUAAAGGAGAUCCUGGGAACCCCAACAUCUUCCAAGCCUGUGACAAUGGAGAAGAGCCCCAACACCGAAGUGGUGGUCACCACAGUCCCCUUGGUCAGUGAGAUUCAGUUGACAGCUGCUACAGGGGGUGCUGAGCUCUCCUGUUACCGCUGCAUCAUCCCCUUCGCUGUGGUGGUCCUCAUCGCUGGAAUAGUGGUCACUGCUGUGGCUUACAGCUUCAAUUCCCAUGGCUCCAUCAUCUCCAUCUUGGGUCUAGUCCUCCUGUCAUCUGGACUUUUUUUGUUAGCUUCCAGUGCCCUGUGCUGGAAGGUGAGGCAGAGGAGCAAGAAAGCCAAGAGACGGGAGAGUCAGACGGCUCUUGUGGCAAAUCAGAGAAGCUUGUUUGCUUAGGACUGAAUCCCCAAUGGGAUAUGUGGCCUGAAAACUUUCUCUCAGUGUGUCAUCCAAUUCACCCAGAACUAGAGUGGGAGAGAAUGAACGGUGCAGUGGGAGAGAAUGAAUGGUGCAUUGGGAGAGAACGAAUGGUGCAUUGCAGGAGACCAGAGGGAUGGGGGUGAAUUGAGUGUGGGAGGGUAGAGGGGGUUCUGUUUUACGAAGAACCUACUUGUGUCUUCUUUAAUGACAAACUUAACUCUAAGGGCUAUUUCUGAGACUGAAAAAUCAGCUUUUUCUCUAUAUUAGACAUUUGAGGGGUCAUGGGAGGUGCACAGCAUUAGACAAUGUUCAGUUCACCUUGGAAAGUAGCCAAGGAAAGAUGAGAAAAUAAAUAGUCAGAUAGUUCUGGCACACCAGCGACCUGCCUCAAAAAAAAAGAAAGAAAGAAAGAAAGAAAAAGAAAAACCCACACUUUAAAGAAGUUGUAUCAUAAAAAAAUAUUCUGCCAAGAGUCUAAAUCACCUCGGACUUUGCAUCCUUCUAUGAAAUUCUGUGAUAAUUUUUUUAAUAAGCUGAUUCUCUGGCAUCUAUUUUUUUUUUUUUUUGCUUUCAAUAACUCAU
Messenger RNA from Neomonachus schauinslandi (Hawaiian monk seal), 1320 nucleotides. It is a transcript of the gene TMEM100, whose product is annotated as transmembrane protein 100. The record is from RefSeq and is a predicted model, not a curated record. Gene Ontology annotation, biological process: cellular response to BMP stimulus. The transcript has 3 exons. Bases 310 to 714 code for a protein of 134 amino acids. Lineage: Eukaryota; Metazoa; Chordata; Mammalia; Carnivora; Phocidae.